AUGUAUUCGUUCCUGAUCGAUAAGUGUUUUGCGUAUGAAACUGGUCCCAAUCGAGACAAGGAGAAAGAUUCGUCGAAUGAAUCUAAAGUUGCUACUGGUUCGUCGGUCAAAGGAAAACAGUCAGGUUCGAAACCAUCGUCAGUUCCAGAAAGGAAGUCGUUUGCUGGUACUAAAGGUCAAGGACCACCGCCAAAAACGUCGAGUUCUCCGCCAUCGUCAUUUCCGCCAAUCGUCUGUGUUGGAUGCGGCGAGCAACAUUAUCUCGAUAUGUGUAAGUUAUUUUUGAACAAAUCGAUCAACGAUCGUUUCGACUUUGUAAAAAGUAAUCGUUUAUGUUUACGGUGCCUUAAAACAGGCCAUAAUGUCGCUAUGUGUAAUCGUAAUAUCAAAUGUAAUAUGUGUAGUGGUAACCAUCACAGAUUGUUGCAUAGGGAAACUGUUCGUUCAAAUGUUCGAAAUGAAGGAGGUGGUAUGGAUGGUUCUGGUAAUGGUAUGAGUACCGGUAAUGCGAGUGGAUCUACCGGCAGUGCUAAUAGUGGUACGAGUGGACAGAGUAAUAACGGUUCGACUGCCACGUCUAGUUUAGGUAGCGUUUGUGCUUUAGGUUCGUCGAAGUCAGUAUUUUUAGCCACUGCGGUAGUGAAAGUGCAAGGAGUAAAUUGUACCGAAAUGGGUAGAAUUUUUCUGGAUCAAGGGUCAGAAAUGACGUUAAUCACGAGAGAGUUUUGCGAACGAGCUAAGUUGAAAAUGGAAAAAAGUGAAUCGCCUACAAUGUUAGUUGGUAUUACGAACGACACUGUUCAACUCAACUAUUCGGUGCCUUGUGUGUUGCGUUCACGGUAUUCGAAUUUUAGUAUUGCGAUCAAGGCCGAAGUUGUUGAAAAAAUACCCUACGCGGUAAAUAAGUCGAAUGUGAAAAGUGUGAUUGAGGGUUUUUCGUUGCAAUUCGGAGAAUCGACAGAUCUUCCUUAUAGUUCUGUUGAUAUUUUAUUGGGCAGCGAGUACGCUGAGUUUGUUUUGAAGGAUAAACGUCAAUUUGUUGAUGGUUUAGUUUUCAGAGAUUCGUAUUUCGGAUAUGUGAUUUCGGGAUCUGCUGAAAGGUGUUCGUUUUUCGGUCAGAGAAUGUCAUUUUGCGGUAUGUCUAAUUUGGAACUUUCUGAGCAGUUUCGCAAGUUCGUUGAUGUCGAAGAGAUCCCUGAUCCAAAAAAGGAAAAGGUUGUAGAGCAUGAAUUGAUCGAUAAACAUUUUGAAAGUACUUACUCGAUUGAUCAAGAAACCGGUAAAUUUGUCGUUAGAUUGCCCUUGAAGGAAAGUGUUAAGGUUUUGAAUGGAUCGUUUGGUAAAGUGUGUGCAAUGUUAAGAAAAUCGGAGAUUCGUCGGUCUGAUGUUGUACAGAAGGCGUACGAAAAUAUUUUCGAUGAAUAUUUAUCAUUGAAGCAUAUGACGAAAUUGAGCGGUGAGCCUGAUUUGAAAGCUUACUACAUGCCACACCAUGUUGUAUCUAAAGGGGAAGACUCUCAUCGUAUUGUUUUUAAUGCAUCGUUUACGGAUAAUUCGGGUACUUCGUUGAAUUCUCAUUUUUUGGUAGGUCCGAAAGUUCAACCGGAUUUGGCAGUAAAUUUGAUUCGUUUUCGUAGACAUUUGAUCGGUUUUGUGUGUGAUAUUUUUCGGAUGUACCGUGAUAUUUUAAUCCACCCUGAUGAUCGCAUUUUUCAGCGUAUUGUUUUCCGGUUCAACUUUAAUGAUGAAAUCGAAGUGUUCGAGCUGAAUACUUUAGCGAAUGGUAUAGGACCAGCGUCGUAUAUCGCGCCGAAGUGUUUAGAAAAGGUCGCAUCGUUUAUUAAGGAUUCGGAUAAAAUGGUUAGCGAUAUUAUUAUGCGAGAUUUUUAUAUGGAUAAUUUGGCUACUGGUACGGAUUCGGUUGAGGGUGCUAUCGUUAUUAGUCGUCGAGUUCAUGAAGUUUUAAUGAAGUACGGUUUUCCACUUCGAAAAUAUCAGUCGAAUUCCCCUGAAUUUUUAGAAAAAAUUUCAAGUGAAUUAAUCGAUACCGUGAAGGUUUGUAAUGGUAAGAAAUUUGUUACGUUAUUAGGUUUACUGUGGUAUUUAGAUCUUGAUGAAAUUGGUGUCGAUAUUCGUGAGGAGGUGCUACCUUCCAUUGUGACAAAAAGAGUAAUGUUGCCCAUAAUUUCUAAAACGUUCGAUAUUUUGGGAAUUCUAACACCAGUUAUGAUUCGUGCUAAGCUUUUGCUCCAAGACCUUUGGAAAGAAGGUAGACUCUGGGAUGAAGAAAUUUCUGUUGAAUUGAAGGAAGAGUUCGCUCAAUUUUUAUCUGAUCUAUUGCUUUUACGUUCGUACUCGAUACCUAGAUGUUAUUUUCGUAAUUGUGCAAUUGUGAAGGUACAAUUGAUAGGAUAUUGUGACGCGUCAGUAAGAGCUGCGUGUGCCGUUGUAUAUGUACGAUCAAUCGAUCCUGAUGGUAUUAUUAGGGUGAAUUUUGUCUGUUCGAAAUCCAGAUUAGCGCCUCCCAAGGGAGCGGUUAUUCACCGAAUGGAGUUAAUUGCAGCAGUGUUAUUGGCCAAAUUGAUUAAAUUUGUAAGUUUAGAAUUAUGUAUCGAAGAAAUUUUCUGUUUUUCGGAUUCUCAGGUGGUUCUGAGUUGGAUUAAAAUUGAUCCGGUAAAAUUGAAGCAAUUUGUUUCUAACCGAGUGUCAGUUAUUAAUUCGUUAGUUGAUAAAAGUCGUUGGUUUUAUGUCGAAGGUUCAAAAAAUCCUGCGGAUUUAGGAACGCGUGGUAUAACGGCGUCAAAGUUUUUGUCAUCGGAGUGUUGGUUGAAAGGAGCGAAUUUUUUGCAUGAAAAUGAAUCGUUUGAGCAGUAUGUUUCAGUUGAAUUCCAUUUGGUCGAAAAAAUUCCUGAAAUGAAGUUAGAGAAUGUGUGUAAUGUAAUCGCAAUCGUAAAUCAUCCGGUUUUAUCUAUUGUGAAUUAUAAGUCUUCGUUUUAUUUUUCUAUUUCAAUUGUUGCAUGGUGGAUACGGUAUGUGAGAAUUUUAAGAGAAAGAUGUUCGAGACGGAAAUUAGGAGUGUGGAAUAAAAGUCUACCAUCAAAUGCUCUUGAAAGGAAAGAAGCGAUGAAAAAAUUAGAUAGGUUAACGAAUGAAGAAAGAGAUGCGGCCUAUACGCAAAUAAUUCGAGUAACACAGUACGCUGGUUUUAUGCAAGAGCAAGAAUCAUUGUUGAAAGGUAAACCAGUAGAUAAGAAAAGUAAGUUGUAUGCGUGUACGGUAAAGUUGGAUCCGAAUGGAAUAAUAAGAGCGACAGGUCGAACUGUGAAUGCUAGUUUUGAAUAUGAUAUAAAGUAUCCUAUCGCUUUGCCAGUUAAUUCUCGUUUUCUCGAUCUGUAUAUUCUAUUUGUUCAUGAUAGGUUUCAUCAUGCCAAUAUUUCGUUUGUUUUAAAUUUCGUAAGAGCGAAGUUUUGGGUUAUAGGAAAUUUAUUAUCUCGAAUCAAAUUCCUGAUACAUCGUUGCGUCGUUUGCGUGCGUGAAAACGGCAAGUGUCAAGUUCAAUUGAUGGGUGAUUUACCUGCGGAAAGAAUUACGGUUACGAGACCUUUUUCGUAUGUUGGAAUUGAUUUGACAGGCGCUUUGUCGUUGAAAUGUACGAACCAUAGAUCGGUAAAAAGUUACAAAGUUUAUUUGGUUUUUUUUGUCUGUAUGGUAACUCGUGCUGUUCAUAUUGAAAUCGUUGCGGAUUUAACAACAGAAGAAUUUUUGAAUUCUCUUGUGAGAUUUACGAGUAGAAGAGGUUUACCUUGUAAGAUUUUCAGUGAUAACGCGACCAAUUUCGUAGGUGCGUUAAACGUUUUGAAUUGUAGUAAAUUUUCGAAAUUCUUACACGAAAACAGAAUCGAAUGGAAAACCAUCGCGCCUCGAAGUCCGCAUCAAGGUGGUAUUUGGGAGGCGGCGGUGAAAGCGGGUAAAGCUUCGUUGUAUCGUGCUAUAGGUAAUCAACGGUUGACGUUAUUGGAGUUGCAUACCGUUUCUACGAAGGUAGAGGCUAUUUUAAAUGCGCGUCCUUUAGCGUAUCGUCGUAAUAAUUCUUUUGUCGAACCGAUUACCCCCGUCAUUUUCUGA
This is a messenger RNA of Planococcus citri (citrus mealybug), 4125 nucleotides long. RefSeq lists its product as uncharacterized. Gene Ontology annotation, biological process: DNA integration. Lineage: Eukaryota; Metazoa; Arthropoda; Insecta; Hemiptera; Pseudococcidae. The transcript has a single exon. Gene Ontology annotation, molecular function: nucleic acid binding. The record is from RefSeq and is a predicted model, not a curated record. The coding region runs from base 1 to 4125 and encodes 1374 amino acids.